AUGGCCUCUCCAACUCGCCCCAACAUCCUCUUCAUCAUGGCUGAUGACCAUGCCUCGAAAUCUAUCUCGUGCUAUGGAGCAGGAAUCAACAACACGCCAAAUCUCGAUAGGCUAGCCACCGAGGGCAUGAAAUUCAACCACUGCUAUGUCACCAACAGCAUCUGUACUCCCUCACGAGCCGCCAUUCUGACCGGAACACACAAUCACGUCAACGGUGUUAUGACCCUCGACUCGAAAAUCAACAAGCAUAACCCAAAUGUCGCCAAGGCCCUGCGAACCGGCGGCUAUCAGACAGCCAUGAUUGGAAAAUGGCAUUUGGGCGAGGGAAAAGAACAUGAGCCUACGGGAUUCGACUAUUGGAGCGUUGUACCCGGUCAGGGCGAGUACCAUGAUCCUGAGUUCAUUGGACCGGAAGGGACCAAAAGAGAGCGCGGGUACGCUACCGAUAUCAUCACAGACAAGAGUCUGGACUGGAUCAAGGAGCGAGAUCCAGAAAAGCCUUUUUUCAUCAUGUGCCACCACAAAGCGCCUCACCGCAGCUGGGAAUGCCACCCCAAGCACAAAGACCUGUACAAAGAUCCCAUUCGGCUUCCCGAUACCUUCACAGACGACUACAAGAACCGUGCAAAAGCAGCGAAGGUCGCCAAGUUCCGUGUGGCGGAGGAUCUCACAUACUUCGAUCUGGGACUCGUACAACCUGAUGGCGGCAGUGACAUUGGCGAAAAGAUGAUUGACAAAUGGUGGUUUCAAGACCGAAAGAUCGCCGCCCCAGAAGACGUGACGAAACUAUGCCUUAUCGACAAAGAAGACGGCACGGUCUUCACCUUCAAAACAAAACAAGAGCUAUCAGAGUUCAAGUUCCAGCGCUACAUGCAGCGCUACCUACGCACAAUCCAAAGUAUCGACGACAACGUAGGCCGCAUGCUCGACUUCCUCGAGCAAGAAGGAUUAUCCGAGAACACAAUCGUGAUCUACACCUCCGAUCAGGGCUUUUUUCUUGGCGAACACGGCUGGUUCGACAAGCGCUUCAUGUACGAGGAGAGUUUCCAAAUGCCGUUUCUGAUUCGAUACCCUCGGGAGAUCCCGGCGGGUAGUGUCUGCGACGAUAUUAUCUGCAAUGUGGAUUUCGCGCCUACAUUCUUGGACUUUGCGGGUCUCCGCAUGCCGACGUAUAUGCAGGGGGUGAGUUUUCGGUCGCUGCUGCGGCGGGAGACGCCCCAUGAUUGGCAGCAAGUUGCUUAUCAUCGCUAUUGGAUGCAUCGCGAUAUUAUCCAUGAGGCGUAUGCGCAUUAUGGUGUGCGUGAUCGCCAGUAUAAGUUGAUUUAUUGGUAUAAUGAGGAUUUCGGGAUUGAGGGGACGAGGCCCGGUGGCGAGGAGAAGGAGUGGGAGUUGUUUGAUUGUGAGGAGGAUCCUUUGGAACUUUUCAAUUGUUACCACGAGACAAAGUAUGGGGAUGUUGUUAAGCGCAUGACGAAGAUUCUGGAGGAUAAAAUGGAGGAAAUCGGUGAUGAGCCUGUCCAUCCUCGUUGA
Messenger RNA from Penicillium soppii, 1530 nucleotides. RefSeq names its product sulfatase family protein. The coding region runs from base 1 to 1530 and encodes 509 amino acids. NCBI's taxonomy places the organism in Eukaryota, Fungi, Ascomycota, Eurotiomycetes, Eurotiales, Aspergillaceae. The transcript has a single exon. The record is from RefSeq and is a predicted model, not a curated record.